Cucurbitaria berberidis CBS 394.84 is the source of this 2062-nucleotide messenger RNA. Its product is annotated as amino acid transporter. Gene Ontology annotation, molecular function: transmembrane transporter activity. Bases 309 to 1901 code for a protein of 530 amino acids. Gene Ontology annotation, biological process: transmembrane transport. Lineage: Eukaryota; Fungi; Ascomycota; Dothideomycetes; Pleosporales; Cucurbitariaceae. Gene Ontology annotation, cellular component: membrane. The transcript has 4 exons. The record is from RefSeq and is a predicted model, not a curated record.
GUACGAUUUGCGGCUUGUCAUUGAAUUUAGCCUCUCGAUGCUCUCACCUUGCUAUCUCUUAUCUACAUGCGUUUCUCCCCACGUCCCUCGCUCGAGGGCUUCCUACAGAGCUUCGUUAUCAAGCAUACAUAAUCUCUGACGAUUCUGCGUUAUCUCCUUGGCAAUCGGUGACAAGCUUCGCAACAAGCUUCGCGCCAAGUACAAAUCCAGCAAGGAGUCCUCUUGAAUUCACGAUUCACCACUUCACUGCGUCCUGUGCGACCUGACCCUUAUCUCAGCCAGUCUGGAGCCCAGAGACAGCAGACACCAUGGAGUCAGAAACAGAGAAGAAGAUGACUCCGUCCGUAUCUCCCGAUGUCGAAGCAGUGCACAACUCGCCCAUCGAUGAAGACGCCUUGAAGCUGGCGGAGAUGGGCUAUACACAAGACAUGAACAGGAACUUUAGCGUGCUGUCGGUUCUCGGCGUUGGCUUCUCCUUGACGAAUUCGUGGUUUGGCAUCUCGGCCGCUCUCAUCACCGGCAUCAACUCUGGAGGUCCGCUGCUCGUCAUCUACGGCAUCAUCCUGCUGGCUUUGGUCUCGACGUGCGUUGGUAUCAGUCUGAGCGAGUUGGCGAGCGCGCUGCCAAACGCGGGUGGACAGUACUUCUGGGCCAACGAGCUAGCUCCCAAGAGGUUCACGAGAAUUGCGAGCUAUUUGACAGGAUGGCUGGCUUGGUGGGGGUCGAUGUUCACCAGCGCGUCCGUAGCACUGUCGGUGGGGGGUGCAAUUGUGGGAUGCUAUCAGCUCAGCCACCCUGAAUUUGUGAUCAAACGGUGGCACGUCUUUCUCACCUAUCAACUCAUGAACAUCUUCUGCUCCCUGUUCAACUGCUAUGGCAAAACACUGCCUACAGUCGCUCAGGUCUCGCUCUGGACGUCGUUGGUGUCGUUUGCCAUCAUUCUGAUUACUGUACCGGCCGUUGCUCCAACGCAUCAGCAUGCUCGAUUCGUCUUCGCAACCUUCAUCAACAACACCGGCUGGCAGCAGGGCGGUAUAGCCUUCAUCGUCGGCCUGGUGAACACGAACUGGAGCUUUGCCUGUCUCGACUGCGCCACCCAUCUCGCUGAGGAGGUCCAUAGGCCUGAGAAGAUGGUCCCAAUCGCCAUCAUGGGCACUGUCGGUAUCGGGUUCGUUACUAGUUGGUUUUAUUCCAUGGCCAUCUUCUUUUCCAUCGUGGGAGACUUCUCCGAGAUUGCGGCGUCGGCAUCGGGAGUUCCGAUCCUCGAGGUGUUCUUCCAAGCGCUGAACCACAGGGCUGGGGCGAUUGUCCUUGAGGCGCUCAUCAUUGCGACCGGAAUGGGCUGCUUGAUCGCAAGCCAUACCUGGCAGAGUCGGCUCUGCUGGUCCUUUGCACGGGAUCGAGGAAUGCCUGCUCAUCAGUGGCUCUCCAAAGUGCACAAGGGGUUUGAUGUUCCGCUCAAUGCGCACUUUACUAGUUGUGUCAUCGUGGCCAUCAUGGGCUGCUUGUAUCUGGCCUCGCUGACAGCAUUCAACUCCAUGAUCACAGCCUGCAUCGUUCUCCUGUACCUGAGCUACUCGAUACCCAUCGUGUGCCUGCUCAUUCGCGGUCGAUCGAGCAUCAAGCCGGGGCCGUUCUGGCUGGGUAAUGUCGGCCUGUUUGCCAACUACGUGCUGCUCGCCUGGACUGGCUUCACGCUGAUCAUGUACUCAUUCCCCUACUCAAAGCCAGUACAAGCCGGCAAUAUGAAUUAUGUGUGCGUUGUCUACGCCGUUAUUGCGUUCCUCACGACCAUGGACUGGGUGUUUAGAGGCCGCAAGAGCUUCCGAGGUGCGGGCGAGCGCAAGGCUGACGUGAAUGCGCAUGGGCAGAGGAUUGUGGAUGUGCCCCGGCCUGCGUAGCCAGGGGAGUUGUGAUCAUUGGGUGCUUGUACAUGCUAGGAUUGGGAUAUAGAGUGCUUCAAGGUCAACUUACGUACCACACUCAACCGCUCUGCGUACCAUUGGUCAAGGCCAUGUCUGCCGAUACGCCUCCAAAAAUAACCAGCACUCGUGUACAUGGC